Lingula anatina is the source of this 1568-nucleotide messenger RNA. RefSeq names its product neuronal pentraxin receptor. NCBI's taxonomy places the organism in Eukaryota, Metazoa, Brachiopoda, Lingulata, Lingulida, Lingulidae. The record is from RefSeq and is a predicted model, not a curated record.
GUUUGAUCUCGGAAUACCAGACAAAGAGCGUAGGUGCCCCAAAGCACAGGCAUACUCUAUUUUUUGGUCUUGAUUGACACCAUCAUGUUUGGAGAUUCACUGUUUGCAGUGUUGGUUCUGACGUCUUGUAUUAGCAUUGGAACCGCGAUGCCAGGCUUUCGGGUUAUGUACUUCCCUGAGCCAGAUAACGACCUUUCCUGGUCACUUCUACACACCAAUACCCCCGAUUUGGAAGCUUUUACAGCCUGCGUAUGGAUCAAAACCAUCCGCACCACAAGCGGCCCCAUUCUGUCCUACGGUUCAAAGAGGUCUCGUCGGAGUAUUGAACUUGGAUACAGCCCCGUUGGUCACGGCUACUCGGUUGUUUUGAAGGGCGUUAGCGUACUGGAUAGAUCCUCUGGUGCCGAAGCGCCCCUACCGGCCGAUGGGAACUGGCACCACUGGUGUGUGGUGUGGAGUGGUGCCAACAGAAAGAUAGAUAUGUAUAGGGAUGGUAUCCACGCGCUGACCCAUCCUGUUAAUGUUUCACAUAUACCUGGAGGUGGUAAGUGGUUCGUUGGACAUACCCAUUACGAGGCAACACCUGAUUGUGUUCCGAAGCACCCAUCAUUCGUUGGAUUAGUAGGCGGCGUCAACGUCUGGGACCAUGAUAAAGUCGACGUCACCGGCCUGGCAAUAUGUGCCAAUACUAACGAGGGAAGUCUCAUUUCCUGGGACACUGUCACCAAGACUAACUUCAAAGUGGCAACGUAUGAGGACCAUUGUUAAAAUGUUACCACUACAUUUACUUUUCUGUAAUAUGCCUUUGGUCUGUAUCCUAUAUGGAUCGCAAUUAAGCAUCAGCACCUCUUCCUUUUCCUUUGAAAUUUUACUUUGAGAUUGGAAUGAACUAAAUGUUUAAAAAUCCACAUACCAAGUUAAUAAAGAAUUGCUGAAAGCGACAAUAUGGUUUACACGUGUGUAAGGGGCCCUUUGUCGAUUUUCAACAACUGGAAUUGUAUAGAAAAUAUCCGGGUGUUUUUCAACAAUACGUGAGCUAUUCGUUCCUACAGUUGUUUUCCACUCGAACUUGUUUCAAACAUCAUUAUGAGAGUGUAUUUUAAGUUAAAAUGUAUAUCUCUCAGUCACCUCUUUUAUUUCUUUAAAUUUACUUCUAUGACUGACUUGCAACUCGCCAAGUCACAUAUUAAUCAAUGAAAAAUUUACUCUUUCUAUCAAUUACAGGCUAUUACAAUGCAAAUUAAUUUUAACGGCUGGCAUGCAAGCUGCUACAUAUACAUAGCUCUGCAUAUGGUAAAGCUUAAUGCCAGAUACAUUCUAAAUUGACAUACUAUUUUCCAUCACUCAAUUUUAUCUGAAUAUAUCAUUAAAUUAUAUCUAAGUCACCAUGACUGUUAAUUAAUUGUUUCUGUAAGGGACACUAUCAUGUUUGGACAUCCACUGCUUGCAGCGUUAGUCUGGAUUUCUUGUAUUGACAAUGGGGUCUCAUGUUCCAGAUAAAUAUGUGAAUGUAAUAUGUAUGGUAUGAAUAUAAUUGCUGCCUUCCCAUCAGGGUAUAUUAUUACAAG